AUGUCGGCGAUCCCUUCGAUUUUCAACCGGAGCGAGUUCAAUGGCGACGUGGAGAUCGAGACGAUCCAGGUUCCGUUCGCGAUCGUGGGUCUGAUCAUCGGGAAAAACGGGGAGAACCGUCGACACCUGCAGGAUAUUUUCAACGUCAAUCUGCGAAUCCAGCAGGAGAACGAGGUGUCGGGGAAUGCGGUGAUGCGCGACGUGACGAUUCGCGGGCAUCGCGAUAUGAUCGAGAAGACGAAGGAAGUGAUCCAGACGCUUGUGGAGACGCGGAAGGGCGACAUCAUCACGCGAUUGCAGAGCAGUCGCGACGGAUUCGAGAAGGUGGCGGUGCCCAACGAUAAAGUGGGGCUGGUGAUCGGUCGGGACGGCUGCGUGAUUAAAGAGCUCAUGUCCAAGACGAGCACGCAGAUCCAAGUCCCGCGCGACCCCGAUAAAAAGGACCCGACGAAGCGGUACAUUAUCAUCACGGGCGAUCCGAAGAACGUGCUGGAGGCGAAGAAGCACAUCCAGGAUAUCAUCGACGGGCAGAUGGGCAGCAUUCCGCCGGACGUGCCGGUGUGCACGAUCACGGUUCCGGACGAUAAGGUGGGGCUGGUGAUCGGCAAGAAGGGCACGAUCAUCAAGGACAUCCAGAGCAAAUCGCACGCGUACAUUCAAAUCCCGGGCAAGCCGGUCGAAGGCAUCUACCCUCCCGUCCGAGUGAUUAACAUUGGCGGCACCGAAGAGCAGCAGCAGCUCGCCAAGGCGGAGAUCCAGCGGAUGAUCGGAACCACCGUGGGCACCGGAACCGAAUAUCGCGAGAGCAGCAAGGCCACGAACCAGUGGGACCCCAUGAUGAUGAUGCAGCAGAUGCUCACCUCCGGACUGGAUCUCAACCAGCUCGAGCAGUACAUGCAGAUGCAGUACCAGGAGUUCUACCAGCACCAGGCCGUCCCUCCGGCGGGAGCCGUGGCGCCAGGCGCGGGCUCUGCAGGGAUGCCGGGCAUGGGAGCCGUGCAGGGAGCGCAGAGCGGCGCGAUGGAGGGGUCGGGCAAUGCCCAGAUGGGCUCGGCGUUGCCCGCUUCGAUGGGAGCGAUGAAUCCAAUGGGAGGAAUGAAUCCGAUGAACGGAAUGAAUCCGAUGGGAGCGAUGAACCCGAUGAAUGGAAUGAAUCCGAUGGCUCCGAUGGCUCCGAUGGGCGGAAUGGGAGCGCAGAGCGGUGCGGUGAGCGGAGGCGUGGAGAGCGCGAAGGAGGCGAAGGGAGAGACGACACAGAAGGCGGAGGAGGAAGCGCCGCCGGGUUUUGACGACGAUGAAGCGCCGCCAGGCUUGUGA
Molecule: messenger RNA, 1317 nt
Organism: Blastocystis hominis
Lineage: Eukaryota; Bigyra; Opalinata; Blastocystidae
Exons: 4
Coding region: 1-1317 (438 amino acids)
Biological process (GO): regulation of gene expression
Cellular component (GO): cytoplasm; nucleus
Molecular function (GO): mRNA binding
Source: RefSeq, a predicted model, not a curated record